GCUUCACCUCUCAGCAUGCAGCCUCUCUCUCUCUGACACACUGCGUGAUCAAGCUCAUUAACUUCAUCUGUCUCUGCGCGAGCCGCACACACACACACACACUCACACACACACACACACACACACACACACACACACACAAACGCGCGCGCGCUUUCUCCUAUAGGACGCACUUUCCUCUCCAUCAGGACCUGGAUCAUCCCACCCUAGGACCCCUAGACCGGCUCUGUCACCGGGGGGAACUUGGAUGCGACCCUCAGACUCCCCAUCAGCCUGGACUCGGGUGGUGUGAUGAGCGCGAGAGCCUUCCGUGUUUCCUGUGACGCAGGACAGCCGCGCCGCACCGCACCGCACCGCACCGCGCACUUCGGAGAGCUGCGAGAAGCGGAGAAAAAGAAAAGAAGCGCGUCCGUGACUUCGGUCCUCUGUAACAUCCCGACCCUGAUGUGAAGAUGUCUCUGCCGUGCAGCGACCAGUCUGGCGCACUGCUCUGAGAGCGACCAGUGCGGUCUGUGCGAGGAGAGGAACCCGGGAUCCGGAGCAUCACCCCCCCGGCUGGGCGGCGGGCGGAGUCGAACCGACACCUGCAGGUGAAUCCGGAGCGUCAGUUAAAACCUGCAGUUCAGAGGAAUUUACCGCUUCUCAUUCCGGAUCGUGAUCUCCAACUAGCGGGGACAGAAAAAAAAGUGGAUUUUAAAUACAUUUGUAUUUUUUUUAAUCUAUUUUUUGGUUGAUGGGUGCUGAUGCGGAGCCCGAUCGAGUUCCGGGCGGAGGAAUUCAGAGGGAAAUGUUUGUGUGAUGUGACAAACAGCUGGAGACAGAAAACAUUUCUCUGACCUGUGACACCGAGGGAGGAAACACCUGCUUCUUCUGCAGAGAGGAAACAAAAAAGGUUUCAGGAAGAAUGUGAAACUGGAGCCGCUGAGACCGCCAAGCUCCGUCUCCUCGUCUGCAGACCGCCAUGUCCGACACAGGAACCUGUACCGCAGGACAACUCCCGGGUCAGUGUUCGUAGGUGGGACCGCCCGCCGUGGUUGACCCUGCCCUGGGGUGACGGGGGGACCCCCAUGGUCUGGCUUGUCCCGUUCUUCCACACCACUCCAGCAACCGGCGCCACCUACCUGCUGAUUGUGCGAUCACACCACCGCUCCCUCUCCCCGCAGCUCGACUCACAGGACAAUGGCGAGGGGCCUGAAGCCCCCGGGUGUCACGGGCCACUGCGUCCUCUCCCUGCUGAUGCUGAAGAGCUGCUGGCUGCUCGGCUCAGCCGCCGCUGCCGCCCAGAAGCCCGGCGUGCUGGCUGACUCCCAGCAGACCCUGCCGGACUUCGGCCACUCCAUCCGCCUGGAUGGUGAUGUCAUCCUGGGCGGCUUGUUCCCUGUGCACGCUCGCGGCGAGAGGGGCGUCCCCUGCGGCGAGCUGAAGAAAGAGAAGGGCAUCCACCGGCUGGAGGCCAUGCUGUUUGCCAUCGACCUCAUCAACAAGGACCCGGAGCUGCUGCCCAACAUGACGCUCGGCGCGCGCAUCCUGGACACGUGUUCGCGCGACACCUACGCCCUGGAGCAGUCGCUCACCUUUGUGCAGGCGCUCAUCGAGAGGGACGGCUCCGACGUCCGCUGCGCCAACGGAGACCCGCCCAUCUUCGCCAAGCCGGAUAAAGUGGUGGGCGUCAUCGGGGCGUCGGCCAGCUCCGUGUCGAUCAUGGUGGCCAAUAUCCUGCGACUGUUCAAGAUCCCUCAGAUCAGCUACGCCUCGACGGCCCCGGAGCUCAGCGACAACACCCGCUACGACUUCUUCUCCCGUGUGGUUCCUCCGGACUCCUACCAGGCCCAGGCCAUGCUGGACAUCGUCACAGCGAUGGGCUGGAACUACGUGUCGACGCUCGCCUCCGAGGGGAACUACGGCGAGAGCGGCGUCGAGGCCUUCGUCCAGAUCUCCAGAGACUCAGGUGGGGUUUGCAUCGCUCAGUCUCUGAAGGUCCUUCGGGAGCCGAGACCCGGCGAGUUCGACAAGAUCGUCCUGCGUCUGCUGGAGACGCCCAACGCCCGCGCCGUCAUCAUGUUCGCAAACGAGGACGACAUCCGGCGAAUCCUGGACGCGGCGAAACGCAACAACUUGACGGGUCACUUCCUGUGGGUGGGCUCCGACAGCUGGGGGUCCAAGAUCUCUCCGGUGGUCCAGCAGGAGCGGGUGGCCGAGGGCGCCGUCACCAUCCUCCCCAAGAGGGCGUCGGUGGACGCGUUCGACCGCUACUUCAAGAGCCGCUCGCUCUCCAACAACCGCAGGAACGUCUGGUUCGCUGAGUUCUGGGAGGAGAACUUCGUCUGCAAGCUGGGGAUGCACGGCAAGAGACCCGGCAGCCCCAAGAAGUGUACAGGGUUGGAGAAAGUCGGCCGUGACUCCACCUACGAGCAGGAAGGGAAGGUUCAGUUUGUGAUGGACGCCGUGUACGCCAUGGCCCACGCUCUGCACCACAUGCACCGCGAGCUCUGCGCCGGAUACCCGGGCCUCUGCCCCCGCAUGGCCAACAUCGAUGGCAAGGAGCUGCUGGCCCACAUCCGCGCCGUCGGCUUCAACGGAAGUGCAGGGACUCCCGUCACCUUCAACGAGAAUGGCGACGCUCCCGGACGCUACGACAUCUUCCAGUAUCAGAUCAACAACAGGUCGACGGCAGAGUACAAGGUCAUCGGACACUGGACCAAUCAGCUGCAUCUAGAUAUGGAGACCCUGCAGUGGACCACCGGCGUCUCCUCACUGCCGGCCUCGGUGUGCAGCCUGCCCUGCCGGAUCGGCGAGAGGAAGAAGGUGGUGAAGGGCGUCCCGUGCUGCUGGCACUGCGAGCGCUGCGAGGGAUACCACAUCCAGGCCAGCGAGUUCACCUGCGAGCUCUGCCCCUACGAGAAGAGACCCGACCAGAACCACACCAGCUGCCAGGCCAUCCCCAUCAUCAAGCUGGAGUGGCACUCGCCGUGGGCGCUGUUGCCCGUCUUUAUCUCCGUCCUGGGAAUCAUCGCCACCACCUUUGUCAUUGUCACCUUCAUGCGCUACAACGACACCCCCAUCGUUCGUGCCUCAGGGCGGGAAAUGAGCUACGUGCUGCUGACGGGCAUCUUCCUGUGUUACGUCAUCACCUUCCCCAUGAUCGCAGCACCCGACGUGGUCGUCUGCUCCUUCCGCCGAAUAUUCCUGGGCCUCGGCAUGUGCUUCAGCUACGCCGCACUGCUCACCAAGACCAACCGCAUCCACCGUAUCUUCGAGCAGGGAAAGACGGCGGUGACGGCACCGCGCUUCAUCUCACCAGCCUCCCAGCUGGUCAUCACCUUCUCGCUCAUCUCGGUCCAGCUGCUGGGUGUCCUCAUGUGGUUCGCCGCCGACCCGCCCCACACCUUUGUGGACUACGGCGAGCAGCGCACGCAGGAUCCCGGGAACGCUCGCGGCGUCCUCAAGUGUGACAUCUCCGACCUGUCGCUCAUCUGCUCGCUGGGAUACAGCAUCCUCUUGAUGGUCACAUGCACUGUUUAUGCCAUCAAGACACGUGGCGUGCCAGAGACCUUCAACGAGGCCAAACCCAUUGGAUUUACUAUGUACACGACCUGCAUCAUCUGGCUCGCCUUCAUCCCCAUCUUCUUCGGUACGGCGCAGUCGGCGGAGCGGAUGUACAUCCAGACGGCCACGCUGACCGUGUCCCUCAGCCUCAGCGCCUCUGUCUCUCUGGGCAUGCUCUACAUGCCGAAGGUCUACAUCAUCAUCUUACACCCCGAGCAGAACGUCCCCAAACGCAAGCGCAGCUUCAAGGCCAUCGUCACCGUCGCCACCAUGACCAGCAAGCUGUCGCAUCUGGCGGCCGAGCGGCCCAACGGCGAGGUGAAGACGGAGCUGUGCGAGGGUGUGGAGGCCAGCGUGCCGCCAACAAAAACCACCUACGUCAGCUACACCAACCACGCCAUGUGAAGAAACGACUCCUUCCACACGAGGACGUCCAGAGACAUUUAAAGGAGCAGAUUUCUGUCAGACGUCCCCACAAGGUGCUCUGAACAAUCUGAAGGAUCUGAACAAACUGAACCAACGCAUCUGUGGUGUUUUUAUGUUUACAGACAGCAGGGAACGGGCCUGAACGGCGCCGGAAACCUGAAAGGAUCACAGCUGAAAAAUCAGAGCGUCCGCGAGAGAGCAGGAGAAUGGUAACCUGAAAGAUGAAUAUUAAAAAAAGAUUAAAAUAUGUCGAAAAAAAUGUAAUUUUGGGGACCAACCUUAUUUGUUGUUGUUCUAAUUGUGCGUUUGAAAAAAAAACAAACAAAAAAAAAACUCGUGGUCGUGAAAAUUUCUGAAUCUUGUCUCAUGUCGUCCGUCCGUCGACCUGCAUUAUGAGACGAGUCUGUCGCUGUUUUCGGCUAACUGAACGGUAGCCUUUGGUUGUGAAAUGUCUAAAUGCCAUGGUUGAAUUGAAGCAUGCCCGUUUUUUUAUACAAAUGAUCUAUUUAUAAUAAAGGAAUGUUUCACAAGUUGCUGCCAUGUUUGGG
Anarrhichthys ocellatus (wolf-eel) is the source of this 4520-nucleotide messenger RNA. It is a transcript of the gene grm8b, whose product is annotated as glutamate receptor, metabotropic 8b. Gene Ontology annotation, molecular function: G protein-coupled receptor activity. Lineage: Eukaryota; Metazoa; Chordata; Actinopteri; Perciformes; Anarhichadidae. Gene Ontology annotation, biological process: G protein-coupled receptor signaling pathway. Bases 1180 to 3951 code for a protein of 923 amino acids. The record is from RefSeq and is a predicted model, not a curated record. The transcript is spliced from 11 exons. Gene Ontology annotation, cellular component: membrane.